ACGCGAUGCGGAGGAUCUCAACGAAAGGAGACGCGGAGGAAUCCGUGGCGCAAUGACAAUGAGAAAAAAGUGGGGAAAUCGUCCACGAAUUCGUUUGUUCGGCAAAAUCGUACGUACGUGCAUAAACGCAUGUGUUUGUACGGAAAAUACUCGUAAGAAGCCGCACUAUAUUUAUAGCUAGAGAUAAAUAUACAUCCUGGCGAUGGUCCAAAUUACCACACGUACGGGUCCGAGCCGAGUAACAGCCUAUCCCCUGUAAUAGCAGCAGCGUGUCAGUGCUAUUAGUGACGUCUAUCGACGUUGCGAUUGUCGCGGACGACGAGAAAGAAAAAAGAGCAAGCAAAAAACCGCGACGCGCGCGUAAAAAACUGCGAAACAUGUAAACGAGUCUGAUAGCAAGUUGAAUCAAGAGAAUCGCUUCCGGCAAGUGCAUUUCCCGCGCGCCGCCGCGUCAUUGGAUGAUUUACUCUUGUUACUUCGUUCUACGCUUUAUUAUUUAUUUUAUAAUAUGACGGAUUCUUUUUCGUUGUUCGUUUUCCUCUGGACGGACGGUGCGCCAAAGAGGAACGCGUGCAGCAAGUAUUCUUAACGACGCUCGAGACGAGACAAAUUUAAUCCCGUCCCGCUAACUUCGGUUCGGGUGAACGUCGAUCAAGUAGAUCUCGUCCUGAUCUUUGCUAAUUAGAGGCGCGCCGGUGUACCACGUGCGACGCUCUUGCGAGAUAUGCUCUGCCGGAAAUCGUCCAGAUUCUCGAUUUCCAGCCUUGCACACUCUCCAACGCGUUUAUGGUGAAUGCACCACAUGUACUCGUCGAAGAAAGGAGACCCCCUCUGCCCCCUCGGUUUCCAUCCCCAGGUGCGGUGGCCGACCCGUUGCAAAAGAUGCUUCAGGGAUUACAAAGAGCACGGGGGCAAGAAAGAUAGUUUGAGGGAAAUCACAUCAUCGACCCCUAGUCUUUCCUUCAACCAAUCGUCAGGCCGAUCUGCGGAGAAUGGCAAACGCGGUUGGUCGUCGGCGACGAACCUGGCUAAAGAUGAUUUCAAAGGCAGCUCGGAAUCAUCGAACCAGUACGCGUCCGCCGGAUGGACCUCCCUCAUGGAUCUCACUGCCAUCGACAAAGAAGAGGAAAGAAUAGAAGCAGUUCGAAGGCCACCGAAGUUACAGAUAAAGGAAGUGAUUGAUAACAGCAACGAGAGCGCGUCGGAGAACGACGUCGAGUUCAUAAUACAGGUGAAGAAGUCGAAGAUCGGUUCUUCGAAAAGCAGCGAAAAAAAUGGCGACCGUCGAACGUCGAACGAGGAGAGAACGGAAAAAAGCGAGAUGGAUCACUUGAGGGCACAGAUUAGAGAAUUGCAAGCGCGAUGCGAAAGAGCGGAAAAGGAGAAGAGCGAAAUCUUGAUGAGGCGAUUGUCCACUAUGGAGACUAUUUCAAGUAAAGCUACGCCAAAUGAUGCGCAGAAAUUGCAGAAGAAGAAUGAAGCGCUCACGCAAGAAAAAAACAGUUUAUUGAAUAAGAUAAGGGAGCUCGAGAAGGAAGUAAACUUAAAAUCCUUCAGAGGGGAAAGAGAUAGAGAGAAAGACGAUUUGCGAUCGAAACUGAAAGCGGCUGAAAACUUAUGCGAAAGUUUGAUGGACGAAAACGAAGAUAUGAAAAAAGAAAUUCGGCAACUAGAAGAAGAGAUAUACGAAUUGCAAGACACGUUCAGGGAUGAACAAGCAGACGAACAUGUUCGCUUGCGAAAGAGUUUGGAACAGUCGAAUAAAAAUUGUCGGAUUUUGUCGUUCAAGUUGAGGAAAGUCGAGCGAAAAGUAGAAGAGUUGGAGACUGAGAAGACAACCGUGGAAAAGAAAUACGAAGAGAUGAAAAAAGUGGAGGAAACGUUGCAGAAGAUCAAAGGCGAGUUCCAAAAUAGAACACCGAAGAAAACAACUGAUUUCACACCCAAGGUGCAACUGAAAAAGAUGGUAGACGAAAUGGAGAAAGAGAUAGGAGAGAUGAUGACUGUUUUUACACAUAUUUCCGACGGUAAGGAUGUAAAUGUUCAGGAUAUAAGAUCCAGAGAGGAUGAAACGAAGUACGAGAAGCUUUCAAAGGAACACGAAUCGCUUAAAGAGAAACUGGAAUCCGUCACAAAAGAACUAUCAAUGGAAAAAGAGAAAAAGAAAGCGCAGCCGAGUGGCAAAACAGAUGACAAGAACACAGAUUUGCAAAACAUGAAGAAAAAGCUUGACGAAGCGGUCACUUUGAGGGAAACUGAGAGGAAAUCGUGGGACCAGGAGAAGACGGCGUUGCUUGAAGAGAAGGAGAAAUUGAAAUCGAAGCUUCUCUCUUUGUCUGCGGAAAAACUCAAAGUAUACAACGAAGUUGUUCAACUGAAAAAAGAUUUAGAAACAGCAAAAUCGUCAGAGAAGGAAAAUACGAAAAUGGAGAAAACUGUAAAUGAAUUGAAAAAGGAAUUGUCUCAGGAAAAAGAGAAAUCCAAGAAGCUACAAGACGAUUUGUCAGCGUACACAGAACGGGAAUCGAAAAUGGCCCAAUCGAUGACAUCAGUAGAACAGACGAAAACCAAACUCGAUGCUGAAGUGAAACGUUUGAAGAAGGACUUGGAGAAUACAAAAUCAUCGAAUACCACAAAGAUAAAUGAUCUGACUGCGGAAAUUGUGGAACUGAAGAAAGAAAAGGAAAAAUUGUUGACUCAAAUCAAUGAAGAGAAAGAGUCAAAAGAGAACGAAGUGUCUGCAUUGAAAAAGAAGAUCGGCUCGUUAGAGAAAACUGGAUUGAACUCGAAACGAAUGAACGAGAUGAGGCAAACGUACAAUGAGAAAAUAUUGAUGUCUUAUAUUUCAGAUUUGGAAAGCGAGUUGAAGAAGGGCCAGGAGGUAUACGAUAAUCUUAAUCAGAAGUACAACGAAGUGCUGAAUUCGAAGAAGCAAUUCGAAUCUGAUAAUGAAGCACUGAACAAUAAAUUACGAGAACAGAAUACUGAAUUGAUAAGUAUUCGCAAGGAACUGGAAUCGUUGAGACAAUUGACGAAAUUAAAAGAAAGUGAAUGGAAGUCAGAAAAGUUAUCUCUGGAGCAUCGCGUACGAGAUAGCGAAUUACCAAAUAAAGCUUUAAUCGCCGACAUGAAUAACGAUAUAAGUAAUUUGAAGAAAGAAAACAAUACACUAGUGACGCGAUUGGAAGACUUAAGAAAAGCUAACGACGAUCUCUCUGACAAACUGAAAGACUACGAGGCUGUGUCGAAGAUCCAUCAAGCUCUGACGCCAGACACGACAGCCUUAGAAGCAGAGAUGCGAAAAUUGAAAACAGCGUUGGAGAACAUGGAGAAAUCGAAGAAGACCGAACUGGCUCAAUGCAAGAUGCGUUACGAGCACAGGAUCAAUGCCAUCAACGACGAGAUCCAAGCUAUUCAGAAUCAAUUGUCCAGAUACAAACGGGAACGUGAUACGUAUAAACAUAUGUUGGAGGGUGCCCAAAAAACUAUUGCAGAAUUGAAAUCUGCUAGGGGAAAGCAAUCGAGCGCAUCGUCUGGAAAAUCUGACGAGGAGGAAGAAGUGUCUGGCGUCAGUGUAGUGGUUUUGGAAAGGCAAAUCAAUAGCUUAGAAGAUGAACUAUCGGAGACAAGAUUAGAGACGUCCAGAUUGAAAGCCGAAUUGGUAUCAGAAAAGUCAGCGAGUCACGUUAAGAUAUCUGAAUUGCAAUCGCGAAUCAACGAGCUUGAAGAGGAGAAAGUGCUUACUAGCGGUAGAACUAAGAUUCCAGGAUUAAAAGUCCGCAUGGAGUUGGCGUGGCAAAAGGAAAGGGAGGAACACCAGAGGCUAUUACAAGAAACAGCCACCCUGGCUAGAGACUUGAGGCAAACUCUAUUUGAAAUUGAAAGAGAACGUUCCAAGGAACGUUUAGAAAAUAAGAGGCGGCAAGACCAGUUGAAGAAAGUGAACGACGAAGAAAAGGAGGAGAGUAAGAAGAAAUUGUUGGAGUUGCAAUGCGAUUUGCUUGAACUGAGAGACGCUCACGCGAAACUGAGAACCAGUAACGAGAAGAUGAGACGUGAGAAGGAGAGGCACGAGAAGGAAAGAGAAGAGCUCAAGGAUGUGAUACUGAAGAAGUGCAAACAAGAACAGGUCGAACUUAGGAAUGUUAACGUGUUGAUGCAGCAAGUGAACGACUUGACCAAACUCUUCCCCGAAUUGAACGGGAUUGCAGAAAACGGAAGCGCGAAUGCUUACACACCGACACCACCCAGACGAUUGAAGGGACCAAAAUCGAGAGAAUCGUCGCCAAUGCUGGACAAAGGUGAUCUUCGAGGCUCGAAUUCUCAACUUGCUGAAAGAACAGAGAAACUGGAGUACACGAUUAAAAAGUUGAUGGAUGUGGCGAAAGAGCUGAAGGAAUCGAAGAAGACAGCCGACGAAAUGAACGCGAUGCGAUUGAAAAAACUUGGCAAAAGGUCGACAUCCGUGGAAAGUGAUCCAGGAAAAGGAAUAACGAUGUCUCGUACGAAACCACGUUUGAAAAGGAAGAGUUUAUCUUUGGAGCAAACGUCGGGACGAAAUGAAGAAUCACAUAUUUGGGGCACAGACAGUAACAUGUCCAGUAUGCAAUCAUUAGAAAGUUCAGACGCCGAAGGACGAACCAUGAGUUUACAGAGAGAUUCCAGUGUCGAUAGUCGCCUUUCGACUGGUUCUACGAAGAGCGAAGUGUUGGAGCGAGAAAAGAAACAUAGCAAAGGUAUCAUGAAAAAGAUUACGUCGAAAUUGACCAAGUCGGCUAGCGUAGAUGACCCAAAUGUUUCCACGGAUUUUUCCCUUCAGACAUCGGGCUCUGAAACGAGUAUCAACGACAGGACUGAAAAGAAAAAUUUGAAAAAGAAGUUGACGGACAUGUUCAAAAGAAGUUCAAGAAGCAGCAGCGUAGAAAAAAAAGUUAGCACCGCGAACCAUAGUAGGCCACCAUCGAGAAACUCCACGACGUCGAACAAAUGAACUCUAAACUAUAGCGUUACAUUCUGUACAACGACAAGAAACGAUACCGCGAUCGAAGAGAAUUUUCUCAAUCACAGGAUUGAGAGCAUAUACAAAAAAAAAUAUAUAUCCUUGUACAUAUCGAACGCAUCAUCGCGAUGAUCUUAAUUACGAUUCGGUUUAAUGAACGUAUAAUAAAUAAUCGAUACAUACGAUACCUCCA
This is a messenger RNA of Ceratina calcarata, 5192 nucleotides long. Its product is annotated as trichohyalin. The record is from RefSeq and is a predicted model, not a curated record. Bases 794 to 4990 code for a protein of 1398 amino acids. The transcript has 30 exons. Lineage: Eukaryota; Metazoa; Arthropoda; Insecta; Hymenoptera; Apidae.